AUGGUUGAAUGUUUAGACUUUGAGAAUGGGCCAGAAAAUCUGAUGACGAGACACCCCAGCUUCGUUUUUUUGUUCUGUGGGAUAUUUUUGCCCGGAACCCUUGGUUUUCCACAGACAAAUACCUCAAUUGAUUGUGAUUCUCUGUUACCAAACUAUGAAGCUGUCCCACAGACAUCUGCACCACCCUAUAUUAUUGCUGUAUCUUUUGAUAACUUUGAGCCAGGAAACGAAGUCCAAGUGACUCUGGAAGCACUUCAAGAUGUUGGGUUUAAAGGAUUUAAUCUACAAGCUCGAGAAAUAGAUGGAGAUGUUCCUGUUGGUACAUUUAAAAUUACAGAUCCAAACACUAAAGGCAUGGAGUGUCAUAACGUGACGAAUUCAGCAGUAAGUCAUGCCAAUUCAGAUGUGAAACAGAAAGUUACAACAACAUGGAUUGCUCCCCAUGGUGUUAAAGAUCUUCAAUUUAUUGCAACUGUUGUUCAAGAUCUAGAGAAAUUCUGGGUUGGAAUUCAAAGCAAAACUCUCACACCUACACAUUCUGAGUCAAUUAAUGGGACAGGAAAAAGUAAAAGGAAGGUUAUGAUAGCACUAGAAUGUAAGAAGCUUGGGGGGACUUACACAACACAAGGCGGAUGCGUCAUGGUUGGACCUUCCAGUUCCUCUCAGAGCAGCUAUUCAGGCAGUCCGAAUGCAGUAGUCUACACAAUAAGCAAGAAUGGAUGUGGCCCUGGGGGUGCUGCUGAUGCCUAUAGUCAACAAGCCUGUAGAGAUAGUGCACCCUCCAGCAAUGGUAUUUCCUAUGGCCUGUCUGUGCCUUCAAGCAGUUCAGAGUCCAGUAAGAAGGUUGUGGUGGUGGCCAACAGCAACCCUUUUCCACCUGUGCGUCACACCUAUCCCCAGAGUUUGGGAAGUUCUGCUGCUAGGGUCGUUAUACAGAGUGCACCAAGACCACAAAGCAGCAGUACCUACGUUCUGACUCCCCAAAGCAGCCAAUACUCUGGCCAGGGCUCCCGACCUCAAAGUGUUUCCUACAGCCUGACUCCUCAAAGCAGCCAAUACUCUGGCCAGGGCUCCCGACCUCAAAGUGUUUCCUACAACCUGGGUGGAUCUGGUUACUCAGGCGGCAGCAACGGUUGUGGACAAGGGGUCUCCUAUGACAGCAAUCCCUGCCACCAGGGUGGAUCAUACUCCUUACAAACCUAUGAUGGUAGCCAAGGUGGAUCACCAUCCUCACAAAGUUAUGGUGGCAACCAGGGUGGAUCCUACUCACAAGGCUAUUCAGGUGGCCAAGGUGGAUCCUACUCGCAAGGCUAUUCAGGUGGCCAAGGUGGAUCAGACACAUAUUACGAUAAUCAGCAUUCCCUGUAA
Pezoporus occidentalis (night parrot) is the source of this 1368-nucleotide messenger RNA. RefSeq lists its product as uncharacterized. The coding region runs from base 1 to 1368 and encodes 455 amino acids. The transcript is spliced from 28 exons. Gene Ontology annotation, cellular component: membrane. The record is from RefSeq and is a predicted model, not a curated record. NCBI's taxonomy places the organism in Eukaryota, Metazoa, Chordata, Aves, Psittaciformes, Psittacidae.